Molecule: messenger RNA, 288 nt
Organism: Knipowitschia caucasica
Lineage: Eukaryota; Metazoa; Chordata; Actinopteri; Gobiiformes; Gobiidae
Source: the annotation of a GenBank genome assembly
AUGGAGCAGCGUGUGGCAGACUACUUUGUGGUGGCAGGCCUCACAGACCCUCACACCCCCCUGGAGGAGCCUCACCCCCGUCCCCCACCUCCCCUCCCCCCUAUCACAGACGUGUCUGUGGUCCUGGCGCCUCGUCAGGGAGAGGAGCUUCCACCUGGAUUCACUUGUGUGGAGAGCACGCCCAGCGGUCUGACUGCAGACCUCAACAGUGGAGGCCUCAUGGCUCCUCAGGUGUUUGUGUGCUACAGGCGAGGCCGAGACAAACCCCCGCUCACAGACCUGGGGUGA